AUAGCUCGUAUUGGCAGGACAUGUUGCGGAUUUUGCGAUCCGUACAACUUUACAGCCUGCUGAGACUCAGAGAAGAGUUGUUACCUCAAUCACACUUAAUGAAAGUGUAGUGCCGACGUAAGAAAAUAAUCUAAAGUCUCUGCUAUGCUAUCUACAUUCAGUGAGACAAUGCUCUCGUAAACUUACACAACGCAAAGUUGACAAAAGUAAACAGUGAGCUAUUAGCCAGUCUCCGAUUCCUACAGAGCAUUAGUUACUCCGUUUAUAACAGGGAUAAUGUGCAUUUUAUUCCUUCACACUCGGACCUCCUCAACAGCUGGCCGUUUUCGCCUUAUUCUGGCUGCAAACCGUGAUGAGUACUACAUACGCCCAGCUCUGCCUAUUCACUUCUGGAAAGAAGAUGAGACUGUAAUAGGAGGUCGUGACUUGGAACCUGGUAAAGAGGGAGGCGCAUGGCUUGCUCUUUCAGCAAAGAAUGGAAAACUUGGUGCGUUACUCAAUAUCAUGAUGCCAGGCGGCAAGCAUCCUCCACAUCUAUUAGGAAGAGGUAGUCUUCUUGCCAAUUUUGUGCGUAAUAAUGUUUCCUGCAGCAAAUAUCUGCAAGAAGUGGCAGGGAAUGGUGCAAAUUAUCGCCCUUUCAAUCUUCUCACAUUACACUUGAGGAAAAAUGAUGCUGACAUGUAUGUGUAUUCAAAUGUUGGUAAUCAAGGUGAACCCAUUAAAAUAACUGAAAACUGCUUUGGAAUCAGUAACAGUGAGUUCAAUACUCCAUUCCUCAAAGUGACAGCAGGCACCGAAAGAUUUAAACAAAUUGUCCAGAACUAUGGUGAUAUAACAAACAAGGAUUCCCUAAUAAAUGAACUGCACACUUUUCUACAGUGGAAGGAAAGUCAUUUUCCUGACCCUGUACUCACUGAACGUGCCCCUCAAGUGACACCAGAGUUUCUAUUGCCACUAAGCUCAGUAUUCGUAAAUAAUAUGAACCGUUCAUAUGGAACAAGAGCACACAGUAUAAUUCUUAUGGAUGAUGAAGGACAUACUGACUUUUACGAGUGGUCAAUGAAAUGCCCUAUUGAGGCUACCAAUCCUGUUUGGGAAUACAAUCAUCUAACAUGUCAAGUACAGUUGCAGUAAAUAGGAAAUAAAUAGAUACUUUUAUUAUUA
Messenger RNA from Schistocerca serialis cubense, 1164 nucleotides. It is a transcript of the gene Tango2, whose product is annotated as transport and Golgi organization 2 homolog. Gene Ontology annotation, biological process: Golgi organization; protein secretion. Bases 277 to 1134 code for a protein of 285 amino acids. The transcript has 6 exons. NCBI's taxonomy places the organism in Eukaryota, Metazoa, Arthropoda, Insecta, Orthoptera, Acrididae. Gene Ontology annotation, cellular component: Golgi apparatus. The record is from RefSeq and is a predicted model, not a curated record.